CCUCUGCUUCGCAGCGGAGCGCGGUGCCCACCAUGCGGGGUUGCCCGCGACUCGCUCUGCUCUGCGCGCUGCCCUGGCUCCUGCGGGCGGCGGCGCCCGGGCACCCAGUGCAAUAUUCCCAGCUACGCGGCGACCCCCUAGAACCAGCCCGAGGCGCCGAUUUCGACCGCGUCUACAGCGGGAUAGUGAGCAUCAGCACCGAGAACAUCUACUCCUUCAACUACACCAGCUGGCCUGGCCAGGUGAAUGCCGUGCGAGUGUAUGUGAACAGUUCCUCAGAGAACCUCGACUACCCAGUCCUGGUUGUUGUUCGCCAGCAGAAAGCGGUGCUCUCCUGGCAGGUUCCUCUGCUCUUCCAGGGACUGUAUCAAAGGAGCUACAACUACCAGGAAGUGAGCCGCACCUUAUGUCCUUCAGAAGCAACCAAUGACACAGGACCUCUGCAGCAGCUGAUAUUUGUAGAUGUAGCAUCCAUGGCACCCCUGGGUGCCCACUAUAAACUGCUGGUAACCAAGCUCAAGCACUUCCAGCUACAGACAAACGUUGCCUUUCACUUCACUGCCAGUCCUUCUCAACCUCAGUAUUUUUUGUAUAAAUUUCCUGAAGGCGUCGACUCAGUCAUCAUUAAAGUCAUGUCUGAAGUGGCUUAUCCCUGCUCUGUAGUCUCAGUCCAGAAUAUCAUGUGCCCAGUGUAUGAUCUUGACCACAAUGUGGAAUUUAAUGGUGUCUAUCAGACCAUGACCAAGAAGGCUGCCAUCACACUACAGAAGAAGGAUUUUCCAGGCGAGCAGUUCUUUGUAGUAUUUGUGAUAAAGCCUGAAGAUUACGCCUGUGGAGGAUCGUUCUUCAUACAGGAAAAGGAGAAUCAGACCUGGAAUCUACAACGAACGAAGAACCUUAAAGUGACCAUUGUUCCUUCUAUCAAAGAAUCUGUUUAUGUGAAAUCCAUUCUUCUCAGUUUCCUCAUCUUCCUCUCCUUCUACUUGGGAUGUCUACUAAUUGCCUUCAUUCAUUGUAUCAGGUUUCAGAGAAAAUCCAUUGAUGGCAGCUUUGGUUCUAAUGAUGGCUCUGGAAAUAUGGUGGUGUCACAUCCCAUUGCUGCCAGUACCCCUGAAGGAAGCAAUUAUGGGGCAAUAGAUGAAUCAAGCUCCAGUCCUGGGAGGCAGAUGUCCUCCUCUGAUGGUGGGCAUGGAGGCCAGUCGGACACAGACAGCUCCGUGGAGGAGAGUGAUUUUGACACCAUGCCAGAUAUUGAGAGUGAUAAAAACAUCAUCCGGACCAAGAUAUUCCUCUACCUGUCAGAUCUGUCCAGAAAGGACCGGAGAAUUGUGAGCAAAAAAUAUAAGAUUUAUUUUUGGAACAUCAUCACCAUUGCUGUGUUUUAUGCACUGCCUGUGAUUCAGCUGGUUGUCACCUACCAGACAGUAGUAAAUGUCACUGGCAACCAGGACAUCUGCUAUUACAACUUCCUCUGUGCUCACCCCUUGGGGGUCCUGAGUGCCUUCAACAACAUCCUCAGUAACUUGGGCCAUGUGCUUCUGGGCUUCCUUUUCCUGCUCAUAGUCUUACGCCGGGACAUUCUCCAUCGAAGAGCCUUGGAAGCCAAAGACAUCUUUGCCAUGGAGUAUGGGAUUCCCAAACACUUUGGUCUCUUCUAUGCUAUGGGCAUUGCAUUGAUGAUGGAAGGUGUGCUCAGUGCCUGUUAUCAUGUCUGCCCUAAUUACUCCAACUUCCAAUUUGACACCUCCUUCAUGUACAUCAUCGCCGGGCUCUGCAUGCUGAAGCUUUACCAGACCCGCCACCCAGACAUCAACGCCAGCGCCUACGCCGCCUACGCGUCCUUCGCGGUGGUCAUCACGCUCACCGUCCUUGGAGUGGUUUUUGGCAAAAAUGACGUGUGGUUCUGGGUCAUCUUCUCUGCAAUCCAUAUCCUGGGCUCUCUGGCUCUCAGCACCCAGAUCUACUACAUGGGCCGUUUCAAGAUAGAUGUGUCUGACACAGAUUUGGGGAUCUUCCGAAGGGCAGCUAUGGUGUUCUACACGGACUGUGUCCAGCAGUGCAGCCGGCCUCUGUACAUGGACAGAAUGGUGUUGCUCAUUGUGGGAAAUUUGGUUAACUGGUCCUUUGCCCUCUUCGGACUGAUAUAUCGACCCAGGGACUUUGCUUCCUACAUGCUGGGCAUCUUCAUCUGUAACCUGCUGCUCUACCUGGCCUUCUACAUCAUCAUGAAGCUCCGCAGCUCUGAGAAAGUCCUCCCCAUCCCACUCUUCUGCAUUGUGGCUACAGCUGUGGUAUGGGCUGCUGCCCUGUAUUUUUUCUUCCAGAAUCUCAGCAGCUGGGAGGGAACCCCAGCUGAAUCCCGGGAGAAGAAUCGGGAGUGUGUCCUGCUCGAUUUCUUUGAUGACCAUGACAUCUGGCACUUCCUCUCCGCCACCGCCCUGUUUUUCUCAUUCUUGGUUUUGUUAACCCUGGAUGAUGACCUAGAUGUGGCUCGGAGAGACCAGAUACCUGUCUUCUGAGCCUCUUGCAUAAGAUGGGGAGAGGGAAUGAUCACUCUUGGUGCUGUUUCAUGAAAAAAUCCAGUUACUGCAGCAAAGUUACCACUGCCAAAUGUUCCAUUCACCCUCUGUUCAGUCAACUCCAUACACAUUCACACGGGGGGAGAGGA
This is a messenger RNA of Condylura cristata (star-nosed mole), 2668 nucleotides long. It is a transcript of the gene SIDT1, whose product is annotated as SID1 transmembrane family, member 1. The coding region runs from base 33 to 2519 and encodes 828 amino acids. The record is from RefSeq and is a predicted model, not a curated record. Lineage: Eukaryota; Metazoa; Chordata; Mammalia; Eulipotyphla; Talpidae. The transcript is spliced from 26 exons. Gene Ontology annotation, cellular component: membrane.